UACUCAACAAACGACAUCCAAUAUUACAUGUUUUGCUUUCCCUCUCUACCACACUCCUCACGUUAUCUCUUCUCUUUUUUCAUACCCUCCUAAUUUAAUUAUCUUCUUUUAGUCAUUCUGCCGAAUCUUUAUGGUGAAGAAAACAUACAGGUUUCACGCCUAUACAUAAACUUCCUGCAAGAACACAACUAAUAAACCCUACAAAAUUCCAAGAAAGCAUAGAUGAAAAUUGAAAGAAAGCAGAGUGUAGUACUAGUGCCAUUCCUACUCCAGGGGCAUUUAACACCAAUGCUACAACUUGGAAGUAUCCUUCAUUCACAAGGCUUUUCUGUCAUAGUUGCACAUACUGAGCACAAUUCUCCUAAUUAUUCCAAUCAUCCUGAAUUCGUCUUCCAUUCUAUGGAUGACGGAUUAAAGGGAAUUGACCUCUCAUUCCCUAGUAAACAGGAUAUAUGUCGUAUGAACGAGCAUUGCAAGGCGCCCUUGAGAAAUUAUCUCGUUAGGAUGAUGGAACAGGAAGAUAAAGAGGAUGUGCAAGGUGAUCAGCUCGUUUGUAUCAUUUAUGACAACAACAUGUUCUUCGUCGACGAUGUAGCCACUCAGCUCAUGCUUCCCAGCAUUGUCCUGCGCAUUUACAAUGCUGCAUAUUUGCACAGUAUGAUCACCAUUUUACACCAACCAGAAAAAUAUUUUCCUUUUAAAGAUUCUCAGUUGCUGGAUCCGUUACCGGAGCUUCGUCCCUUGAGGUUUAAGGAUAUACCAAUUUUUGUCAUCAAUAAUACAGUUUCAGCACAGGUACUAGACUUCGGUAGAGCAAUAACCGACAAAGGAUCAUAUGUCGCGACUAUUUGGAACACGAUGCAAGACUUGGAGAGUUCAUUGUUGUUACGCCUUCAGGAACAUUACAAGGUACCCUUCUUUCCAAUAGGCCCUUUCCACAAAAUGGCGCCUAUGGCCUCAUCGACUAGCCUAAUAGAAGAAGACAACAGCUGCAUCGAGUGGCUCGACAGACAAGCUUCUAACUCUGUUCUCUAUGUCAGCAUAGGCAGCCUAGUAAGUAUUGAUGACAAAGAGCUAAUUGAGACUGCUUGGGGAUUAGCUAAUAGUGAGCAACCGUUCUUGUGGGUUAUUCGACCGGGCUCUGUCUCUGGUUUUCAAUGGGCUGAGGCACUGCCUGAUGGUUUUGAGGAAAUGGUAAGUGAAAGAGGACGGAUAGUGAAAUGGGCGCCACAAAAACAGGUGCUUGCACAUCCCGCGGUAGCAGGCUUUUUCACUCAUUGUGGUUGGAAUUCUACACUUGAAAGUAUUUUGGAGGAAGUCCCUAUGAUAUGCAGGCCAAUAUUUGCAGACCAACUGGUGAACGCAAGGUAUCUGAGCCAAAUAUAUAAGGUUGGGUUCGAAUUGGAGGUUAUCGAGAGAACAGUCAUAGAGAAAACAAUAAGAAAACUCAUGUUAAGUGAAGAAGGCAAAGAUUUGAAGAAAAGAAUUGUAGACAUGAAACAAACCAUAGUUGCUGGUAUGCAGGUUGAUGGUACUUCACAUAAGAAUCUGAAUGAUUUGGUAGACUUCAUUUCUGCCUUGCCAUCGCGGCUCCCUCCGCCAACGCCUGUUGUUGGGGCAAUAAUGAGCUCAAAUCAUACAACAAGCAAGUGUACUAUCAUAGAGUCCUGAGGUCGGAAGAAUUACAUAAUCUUGUAGCCUGCUAGCUUAGCAAGGCAACAAGUCCUUAAUCAUAAAAGGAAGAAUAAGAUGAGAUGUGAACUUCUCUUAAUAUCUUGGGGGUUAUGUCAAGGCCGUGGGGCAAAUGCUGAAGCAGUUUACUUGCCUUGUCAACUAAUUUCUCACCUUAGUUUGUUGAUUGGUUUGAUAAGUUUCGAAACUUCGACAUACUGUUUCCUAGUGUUGGUAUUUAUUUUUCCCUAUGUUACUACUUCCAAAAACUUUGCUUAUGUUAUAAAAUAUUAUAUUUAGUGUGUA
Messenger RNA from Solanum dulcamara, 1977 nucleotides. RefSeq names its product UDP-glycosyltransferase 76E1-like. The transcript is spliced from 4 exons. The record is from RefSeq and is a predicted model, not a curated record. NCBI's taxonomy places the organism in Eukaryota, Viridiplantae, Streptophyta, Magnoliopsida, Solanales, Solanaceae. Bases 223 to 1671 code for a protein of 482 amino acids. Gene Ontology annotation, molecular function: UDP-glycosyltransferase activity.